AUGGACGUGGAAUCACUACUGCGCGCUUCCACGAACGGUCAUUUGAACAUUGUGAAAUUAUUCGUCCAUCACGGAUUGGAUCCCAAAAUUUCUGACGCGUAUGGAUGCAACGCUCUGAUGAGCGCCGCUGCGCAUGGACACGCGGACCUCGUUCGAUACUUGAUCAAGCAAGGUGUCGAUGUGAACGCGAAGCAAGUUCAUGAUGGAUUUUCAGCAUUGAUGCUGGCGAGUGAUGAAGGUCACGUCGAGGUUGUACGAGUACUUGUGGAGAGUGGCGCGCUGCUUGACGCGUACUGCAAAUCGGAUGGGCAAACGUCUCUCACGCUGGCGACAAGGCGCGGUCAUGUCGACACGGUGCGCGUGCUCUUGGAAAACGGUGCGAGUGUGGACGCGACUCGCCCGCUCGAAGGAGAUGCCACUUUGUUAUCCGCGGCACGAAGACAUGAUUUGUGUAUCAUUCGCGUACUACUGGAGUACGGCGCAAACGUUCACGCCACUGGUGUCGACGGAAGUACGGCGUUAAGUUUGGCGUGCGAUAACGCUUGUGAUGACGACGUCGAGAUCGUGCAGGAACUUAUUCGAGCCGGUGUGAGUGUGAAUCGCUGUCGUGUAAACGGUCUAUCUCCGCUAAUGCUGGCAGCUCGUCGCGGAAAUUCAAACAUCGCAAAGGUAUUGUUACAACAUGGAGCAAACGUAGACGCCGUGUGCGACGACGAAGGGUCGUCCGCGCUGCUUUACGCCUCUGUGCGCGGACACGAAGAUAUCGUUCGCGCACUCAUCGACGCUGGUGCCAACGUCAAUGUCGCGCAAAAGAAGGACGGGUACACCGCGCUGAUGCUGGCGGCUUUACACGCGCACGCCGAUGUCGUUGAAACGCUGAUACGUGGCGGCGCGGAUGUCAAUGCGCAGUGUCCAGACACGAGAAUUACGGCUCUGUGGCUCGCGAACGGACACGAAACCAUCAUAAAAGCGCUGACGCGAGCGGGCGCGAUGCAGUCGCCAGUCGACGACGUCUACGAAGCCGUGCUCGGAUCGCACUUUUCUCUGCGGUUGAAAGAUUUAUGCCUUGUCGUCCUGCGGUCCGUCUACGAGCGAAGAAGCGAAUGUCCAGCGAGUUUCAUGGAGGAUACGCGCGAGCGGAUGAAGUCAAUGUGCUCAGUCGCGCUGGAUCACGCUCAAACGCGACUUGAGGACUGGCUCACCGCGAUUGAUGAGUGCGCCGUCCACAUUCCCGAAGGAAUAUCGAUCGCCGUGUACAAACUCCUGCGGAGCGCGUACGACGAACUUCAACAAUACGAAUAA
Ostreococcus tauri is the source of this 1302-nucleotide messenger RNA. RefSeq names its product Ankyrin repeat. Gene Ontology annotation, molecular function: protein binding. The coding region runs from base 1 to 1302 and encodes 433 amino acids. Lineage: Eukaryota; Viridiplantae; Chlorophyta; Mamiellophyceae; Mamiellales; Bathycoccaceae. The record is from RefSeq and is a predicted model, not a curated record. The transcript has a single exon.